Naegleria lovaniensis is the source of this 1740-nucleotide messenger RNA. RefSeq lists its product as uncharacterized. The record is from RefSeq and is a predicted model, not a curated record. The transcript has a single exon. Lineage: Eukaryota; Heterolobosea; Eutetramitea; Acrasida; Naegleriidae. The coding region runs from base 1 to 1740 and encodes 579 amino acids.
AUGAGCGAUUCCAAUGGAGUCAUUGCCAUCCUUGAGCCUGGACUCAUUGGACACUCGGUUUGGAUUUCCAUUCCCAGUGAUGGUCAAUAUCAAUUUUUGAAUGGAAGCGACCCCAUUGUUGGAGUGAGUGGCAUUUCAAUUCCAUUCUCUCAAAAGUCUCCCAUCGUUUUAGAAAUGAAACGAUUGAAAUUGGCAGAGAGAUUGUAUCGAGUGACAGGAGAAGGAAUUUAUAGAGAUUCAUUCUUGGGAAAUGUGCAAGUUCCGAAUAUUUCACACGACAUGAUUUUGAAAAAGUUUUUAUUGAAUGAACAAGUCACUGGACAAGACAGCGUCAUGAACGUCAUCUAUAAGGGAAGAUAUUAUUGGUUUUUUGGCGACACAAAUAAUGUACAGAAAUUGCUUGGUAAUUUUCAUGCCACAGCUGCUUUUACGAAUUUAAAAGAAAUUUCCUCGCUUUCAACAAGCCCAAAUUUGACAUAUAUUGUGAAUGGGAAAGAUGGAAAUUUUGUGAAGGGAGUGGCACCUGUAGAACCAAAAAAUCUUCCAACUUGGAUUCAUGCUCUGUAUGUGGAAGAUGGCAGCAGCAUGUAUGCAACCUAUAUGAAACCAGAUUCUAAUUUAAAUAUUGUGAAACGAGGAUUUUUGAAAUGGAAUGAUUAUUUAGAGGAAUUUGAGGAAAUUUCUCAAAUUGAUUUCAAUACUCAAUUUUCGUAUCCGAUUGAUGGCUCUCAUGUUGUAAAGACCUCUCCUCACGAUGCAGAGGAUGGAUAUAUUUAUUUUGGCCAACCUUAUCCAAUUGUAAGAUGUAAAAAGUAUUUGGAUUUAUCAACCUAUGAAUCAUUCACACCUCUCAAAAUCAACACUUCAAAUUCGGAUUUAAAUAAUUUACAGUUUGAUCGAGACGAAAAUAGUGGAAAAUUAAUUUAUGGAUGGAAACGAGGCACGUCUCCUCUCUCGGCAGAGCAAAUGGCACAGCUUGUGAAAAUGGGCAAAAUGAAACCUCAAGAAGCGUACUUACUGCAAUUGAAAUCUCAUGAAAGUGGACAAGUCAUUCAAGCUCAUGCUGGAAGCGUGCAUUACAACGCAUUCAGAGAUCUAUAUAUUUUAAUUGCUGAGCAGAACGAUGGAACCGAGUCAUCACUUGGUGAAAUUUGGUACUCAGAAGGUUUGACUCCUAUUGGGCCAUUUCUAUAUGGUGUGAAAAUUGUUACGCAUCAAAAAAUGGAUUUUUAUAAUCCCUCUCAUCAUUAUGAAUUUGAUGAACACAAUGGAAAAAUCAUUUACUUUGAAGGAACUUACUCGAAUUUUUGGACCAAUUUGCCACCUACUCCGAAAUACAACUAUAAUCAACAAAUGUAUCGAUUAGAUGUGAGUAAGGCUUCUGAACAAAUACCAAUUGCAGUGUUUAAGAGAAAUGAUAAUAAUUUUCACACCUUGGAUCGUAAGGUCGUUCGAAAGACAUCUCCCAAGCUGGUUGCUGUGGAAUUUUAUGCAUUUUCCAAGCCAUGCGAAUCAGCAUGUAUUGCCAUUUAUCAACACAAAAUGAAUGACCAAUAUUUAUUGACGUUGACCUCCAACAAACAAGAUGAUUCGCUGGAACCCAUAUUCUAUGCAUUGGAUCCCAUUCACGUGAAAGAUCAACAUAGUAACAUCAGUCUAUUUCCUUUUUAUCAAGAGUUGAAAUUAGGUGAUGGCCACACAGUCCUUGUCUUUUCUCACAGAGAUGAUCUCAUUGUUUGA